AUGGAUUACGAGAUAGAAGGAGAAGUACCACGAACUGAUAAGAAUUAUAUAUUUUUAUACAUUCCAAUAGUUUUAAAUGAAAUGAUAAAAAAUAAUAAUAAUAAAGGGGUAGAAAAAAUAACAAGUUUUCAUGCUUCUAAAAUUCCUGAUAUAUCUUUAAAAAAUUAUUUAGAAAGGAUAGGUAAAUAUAUUGGAUGUAGUAAUGAAUGUUUUGUAUUAUUAAUAAUAUAUUUAGAUAGAUUAAUAAAAAUAAAUAAAGAUAUAUCUUUAUCAUUAUUAUGUAUACAUAGAUUAGUUAUAACUGCUGCUAUGAUAUCUGUAAAAUUUUUUGAUGACUUAUAUUAUUCUAAUGCUUAUUAUGCUAAAAUAGGAGGUGUAACAACUAAAGAAUUAAAUAAAUUAGAAAUAUAUUUUUUAAAUCUUAUAGAUUAUCAAUUAUUUGUAUCAUCACAAGAAUAUGAUUUCUAUAGAAAAUAUAUUUCCUUAGCUGUUACAAAAUAUAUAUAUAAUAAAAAUAAUAUUAAACACAUACCAAUAAUUAAAAAACCAUAUAAUUUAUUUAAUUAUAAAUCAACUAAUAAUUCUACUCUCAUGUUCCAACCAAAUAAUCAGAAAAUCAAUAUUAUCAACUGUGUAGAAACAAACAAAAAUAAUAAUAAUAAUAAAAAUAAAAAUUACAACCCACAAAAUGAUCAACAUAAAAAUGAAUAA
This is a messenger RNA of Plasmodium gaboni, 711 nucleotides long. RefSeq names its product cyclin. The record is from RefSeq and is a predicted model, not a curated record. The transcript has a single exon. Gene Ontology annotation, molecular function: protein kinase binding. Gene Ontology annotation, biological process: regulation of cyclin-dependent protein serine/threonine kinase activity. Lineage: Eukaryota; Apicomplexa; Aconoidasida; Haemosporida; Plasmodiidae. Bases 1 to 711 code for a protein of 236 amino acids.